AUGGAAAUCUGGCAUGAUGAUUCCAAUUUUUUAACUGCAUUUAGAAGGUUUAUUGUAGAUGAAAAAACCGAAUAUUUAACUCAGUAUAUUAACAAGAAAGAAACCAUGAUGAUGAUCCAAUAUCAGCUAGACCUGAAUGAACCUAGCGAUAGUUAUAAAGUCGGCCUUAUUCAUAUUGCUGCAUAUUAUAAUUCUCUUGAUUCAUUCAUUUUUCUUGAAAAAAAUUUAGGAUUAGAUUAUACAAUGAUAAAAUCCGUCGACAAUAAAAAUUGUUUGCACUAUGCAUGCAAAGGCGGAUCUUUUGAGGUUGUUGUUUACAUUCUUAACAACUACAUGAAUUUCAAGGACUUUAUUGUUAAAACGGAUGCAAAUUAUAUUAAUUUUGCGUUGGAAUCGAAUUCUGUUGAAAUUGCAAGAUUACUAUUGAAAAAAGAGUUUACUUUUACACCAAACGAUGAGUUUAUUAAUAGGUUGAUACUUAACAAACAGAUUGACAGCCUGAAAUUCAUUAUUCAAACUAACCAAGAAAAAAGAAAUGCCAGAUCUAGUUUAAAAUUAGAAAAACAACUCCUAUAUAUCAUUGCAAUCAAUAACAUAGAUAUGAUGAAAUUGCUUUUCGAUAAUGAUGAAAAUUCAUCUUUUCAAGAUUUUUAUAAAAGUUGCUUGCAAUUGGCUUGCUUAAAUAAUUGUGAAUAUGCUGUUGAACAGAUCUGUAAAAAAGUAGAAAAUAUAGACAUUCCAUUUGAAGAAGAAGCAAAGGGAGCAAUACAUUGGGCAUGCAGUUCGUGUAAUCCAAAGAUUGUUAAAAUUAUGUGUGAGAAAAACAUUCAUAUUAAUAGAUUUGAUAAAAAUGGAAAUCUUGGACCUGUUGAAAUGAUUGAUAAAGCAGCUACUGCCGAUUUUAUUGAUAUCAUGCAAAUUCUCAUAGAUAAUGGUUUUGAUAUUGAUCAGAGAAAAGAUGAUAAACAUAAUUCCCUUCUUGGAAGUAUUGUUAAUUCAAUAGAAAAGGAUUAUGAAGUUAUUACUUGGCUUAUCAAAAAAGGUGCAAAUAUUGAUUAUCGUAUCGUAGAUAUAAAAGAUUCUCCAUCAAUUAGAGAUUAUAUCAGUCGCGAGUCAGCUGGUUACAAAACAUUUUUGGCGAAGUUUAAACUUAUAUAUGAAUUAUUAAUUCAAGGAUAUGAUAUCAAAAAGAAAAAUUAA
Molecule: messenger RNA, 1200 nt
Organism: Trichomonas vaginalis G3
Lineage: Eukaryota; Parabasalia; Trichomonadida; Trichomonadidae
Product: protein ubiquitination
Exons: 1
Coding region: 1-1200 (399 amino acids)
Molecular function (GO): protein binding
Source: RefSeq, a predicted model, not a curated record